Copidosoma floridanum is the source of this 4706-nucleotide messenger RNA. RefSeq names its product dynactin subunit 1 (gene DCTN1-p150). Lineage: Eukaryota; Metazoa; Arthropoda; Insecta; Hymenoptera; Encyrtidae. The record is from RefSeq and is a predicted model, not a curated record.
UAGUGCAAUUGUCACACUUCCUCCGACGAUAAUGAUAUUAUUGACUGCUAAUAAUUCGUAGAGUAACAAUUUUGGAGUGUUGGUGUCCUUUCACUGGAUAUACUUAAUAACUACAAGUGCAUAAUAGCCGAAGAAUAAAUGUAUAGCUAACAAGCGGUGCGAAGAUAAAAAUCCUCUUCACAUUCAAGCACCGUAGGACUUCCACUUCCUGUGUUCGUUCGUGACAGAAAGCGCAGCUGGCCUGCAUCUGGCUGGGCGAUGGCUGGAUCAGAUUCUAAAAUAUCGCUGAAAAUCGGCCAGCGCGUCGAGAUCGGUGGGAAAGACUGUCAGGGCGCGAUAGCCUAUAUCGGACACCCAGCUUUUGCUGCUGGCAAGUGGAUCGGUGUGAUACUCGAUGAGCCAAAGGGCAGGAACAAUGGCACUAUCAAGGGCCAGUUUUAUUUCAAAUGUGCAGAAAACCAUGGAAUGUUUGUGCGUCAGUCACAGUUGAUCCUAAUUGACGAAGUUGGAAAUAGGAUGGAGCCUGUUAGUUCACCCUCUGUAGCUGCCAGUGGCCCCACAACCCCAGAUGAAUCUGGAGCUUCCAGGGCCAGAAGUCGACUCACCAGCGCUGGCAUGCGUCAAAGGAAUCAGCCGACUGCAGUACGAAGAAAAACGUCGCCGGCUCAAGUCAUACAACAAACAGAAAAACUUUCAGGCUCGAGGCUGUCACUGGCAGGAAGCAGGAGCCACUUGGCCGCGCCUAGUACGGAAAAUCUCAGCUCCGCUGUCGGCCACGAGCGCAAGGAUGCCGGCGAAACGCACAUACCUAUUCCCACGACCACCAAGAGGGCUUCCUUCGUUGAGACUGGUUUUGUGGAAACUCUGAAACCACAAUUUGUACCUGGUCAAGCCAUUGGCCCAAGUGCAGUUCAGUCCAACGUGAUAGAGGAAAAACUCACCAUUUUACAUCUCCAACAAGAAAAUGAAUCUUUAAAAGCUCAGAUUCGAGAUCUUUCGGAACGAAUAGAGGUACUGCGCGUGAAACGUAUGCAAGACAAGGAGAAGCUGAAGGACUUUGAGAAAAUGAAAAUUCAAAUCGAGCAACUCAUCGAGUUCAAGGCCAAAGUGAUGGAGAGUCAGGCCAGCCUGCAAAGAGAACUCCAGAGGGCUCGCCAAGAAACUCGGGAUGCCCACGCUGCGCGCGAACAGUACCAGGAUGAGAUGUCGGACUUGGCCGAGACCGUCGAGAUGGCCACCCUUGACAAGGAAAUGGCCGAGGAGAAGGCUGAGACUCUGCAAAUCGAGUUGGAACAACUCAGGGAAAAACUCGAGGAGCAAACCUUGGACUUGGAAAUCCUGCGAAACGAGAUGUCUGAAAAGAUGUCUGGGAGCACAGUGGUAACUGGAGCGACAACGAGUUUCGAAGUGAAACAGCUGGAACAGCAGAACGCCAGGUUGCGCGAGACGCUCGUUAGAAUGAGGGAUUUAUCGGCUCACGAGAAGCACGAGUUUCAAAAGCUGCAAAAGGAUUUGGAGCAAAAGAAAUCCGAGAUUUUGGAGCUUAGCAGAACGAAAGAAAAGCUGUCGGAACGCGUAGAGGAGAUGGAGAAUCAAAUUGCCGAUCUUCAGGAACAAGUCGACGCAGCCUUGGGUGCCGAAGAGAUGGUGGAGGUUCUCGGUGAACGUAAAAUGGCUCUGGAGGAGAAAGUCGCGGAACUCGAGGAAGCCGUCACGGAUCUGGAGGCUCUGCAAGACAUGUCUGAUCAGCUCGCCGAAUCGUCCAAAGAGCUGGAAAUGGAGCUCAGGGAAGAAUUAGACAUGGCGCUGGGUGGCGCGCGAGACGCCUUACGUCAGCGGGACGCCGCCCUCGAAACUUUGUCCGACCGCGAGAUGACAAUCACCAAAUUCCGCGAGCUCACCCUGAAGCUGCAGGAACAGUGCGUCGAGUUGCAGAAUCGACUUCAGUCGACCGAGUCGACCAAGACCGCGGCCAAAGGAACGGGGCAACAACUUGCCGAGAUCCUCGACUUUCAGAAGACCUUUGCCGAAACUAAAGCGCAAACCAAGGCAGUGGAUUUGGAAUUGAGGCGGCAAGACGCCGAAGAAGCUCGGAACCACGUACAGUAUUUGUUGUCGUUCAUGCCUCCGGCAUUUAUGAACAGAGGCGGUGAUCACGAUGCCGUUUUGACGCUUCUGUUUGUGCCGAGGUUGAUCAAAAAGACCGAAAUACUCAUUUCUCAAGUGCAAGACAAGUACAAGCCCGUUGAAAAAAUCGACCGAGCUGCGGUAGUCAAAGGCCACGCGGUAGCCCAGAGUGCCUUCAGGUCUCGGCUGUGCGUACACAUGUACGCCCUGCAAACAGCCCUCGGCUGCUUCGAGUCGGCUUUGAACGUCUGUAGUCCCGAACUGUUGCUCAAAAUCGGCAGUAGCUAUCCUGAAAUGGCAGCCCAGGAGAAAUCCGUGGACUCGUUGAUCGAACUCGCGAGGCGCGAUCAGCUCGACGAGAAUCUGCCAAUGGAGGCCAUUGAGAAGUGCUGCCAGUACUUUUGCACAAUGUUCGGCAUCUACUUUGGCGAGGAGGAUUUGACGAACCAAGCACGGCUCGUUGUCAAUGGCACUAGGUGUCUGAGCAGUGCGUGCGACACACUGUGCACCGAGGCAGCUACCACUCGCAAUCUCAUAGACGGUGAGCCGGGCGACAUGGGCUUGCUGUGCCAGCACAUCGAAACCGUCUGCGAUGCCGUUCAACAGAAUCUGAAGACCGCUCGACGACGCGUACCCCGUGAAUUCCUCUCGACUCUCUCGCCCAACGAAGCCAACCUCGGCCUAUCCAAGGACUGGUAUGAGCAAAUCGUCACGUGCUACCAACACUCCACGAAGCUGACGAAGGUGUUGCAGGACCUAACGAAAACUUCAUUGCAGACCAUACUUACUAGUGGAGAUCUAGAUACGGGCCUGAGCGCGUCAAAGCUCAAGGAGAUGACGGCCAUCUCGACGGAGAAGAUCUACGAUGUGGACGACAUCGGGGCCAUAGCCACGAUCAAGGCUAGUCUUUCUGUGGUUCAAAAGGUGGCUACGAGUCUCUCUGAAAAGAUGGCCGAGUGCGAGAACGAGCUCGUCAUUAGCGGCAGUCAAGCUCUUCGCAGGAAGGAUAACGUCGAGGAGAACAGCCCGAUUUUCGUACGAGCUCAGGCUACCCGUAAGGAGAUGGAGGAGACCAAGAUUCUCAGCAGGAAACUCGAGUCAAGAGACGCUGAUGUACGCGAGGCCAAACUGGCUCUCCGAGAAAAACAAGAGGAACUGUCCGAAAUGAUUUUGAGAAAGGAGUUGGCUGAGAAACGACUCACUACGCAGCAGCACGAGCACGAAUUGUCCAUCGAAAAGCUAAAGAGAAACUUGGAGGAGGUCCAGACUCUUCUGAGACGAAAGGAAAAAGAAUUCGAAGAGACGAUGGACCAUCUGCAAACGGACAUCGACAGUCUGGAGUCCGAGAAGGGCCAGCUCAAGGAGAAACUCAAGUCCUUCGGCAAAAAGACCGGCACGGCCACGACACCCAGUGCCGAUGGAACUCCCAGUCUCAUAUGUUCCAGUAGCCUCGGCUCUAAUAUCGGCGUGCCUGUGCAAGAAGGUGCGUUGCACGAUAAAAUCCAGGCGCUUCAGGACGCCCUCAAGGAGGAGUCGCGCCAAAGGCAGGCACUGCAGUGCGAAAAAAUGUUGCGCAAACUUGAAUCGUUGCCACCCCUGCCCAAGUUUGACAGUAAGCCCGAGGAAGAUAACAAAAUCAAAGAGCUGAUACAAAGGAAACAGGAGCUGCUCAGGGAAGCAAGGAAUAUCUCGUACUUCCCUGUGGUGCCGGAUUUGACGAGAAGGAAGCUUUUGUUGGCGACGGAAGAACCUAUCUUCGAUAAAGUAACACCGGUGUAUAAAAUGAUAGACAGAGAAAGAAAGAUAAGGAAUCUAAAGGACCAAGCUGAUCUUCUGAGCGCUAAAAUAAGAGAAGAAAUAAUAAAACGGACGUUCGGUGCCCAGGCUGAGGCGCAGUUCGCCGUGUUCCCGUCUCGACACGUGGUAUCGGCCUUGAAAGAGGCAAAAGAGCCCGUGCUCGUCGAAGUUGAAAUACCGCACAAAGGACCCGGACGGACAAUCCCGUUAUCGGUGGGCACGCAAGAACUGCGCAAGAUCCACCAGCUGAUGUCAUACUGAAGAGCCACCGUCACGAUUUUUAAUUCGUUUUAGGCGUGCUCGGACAUUGAUGAAAUGAUAAGUUGUUUGGUGAUACUACAUAAGUGCUUUAUGAUGCAUGACAGAGAAAAUUGAUACUUUCUCUUUGCUUUGAUCCUGCAAGUGUAUGAUAUGUGCAAAUGAAGAAACUUUAGCGUGUAAUUUUGUAUCGGCGUGAGUGGUGCUUUCAAAGUCUAAUCGAUUUCAUUACUGCCGUCUUACGAAGGGGUAUUAUUUAUAAUCAUGAUUAAUUUACUUUAAAUGUACUUAGCUAAUGAUUUAUGUGAAAUAAAAAAUUCAAGCUUGUCAAUGGGUAUUUUUUAAACGUACAUCUUUAAAUUACGUACUAAUUUAGUGUCUCCGUUUUUAUUAUUAAAUAUCACACUUUACUUACAAGAUGAAAUAAAGAUUCGAUUUAACUUUGACAAUACCAAUACCCAACUGAAUGUAUAUAUUGUAACAGGAGGAUAUUAUGAAAACUGCUAUGAAGUAUAAAUAAAAUA